Trichogramma pretiosum is the source of this 1441-nucleotide messenger RNA. RefSeq lists its product as uncharacterized. The coding region runs from base 108 to 1298 and encodes 396 amino acids. The record is from RefSeq and is a predicted model, not a curated record. NCBI's taxonomy places the organism in Eukaryota, Metazoa, Arthropoda, Insecta, Hymenoptera, Trichogrammatidae. The transcript is spliced from 5 exons.
AGCAACAGAUGAUUAUCAAAAGUUAGGUCGGGCGGUUUAUUUACAGCUGUGAUGUGUAUCACUUUAAAAAGUGCAGUAUUUUGUUCAUAUUUAUAGUAGCUAUUACAAUGGAUUUCGAUUCUAUCCUAGAUGAUGAUCUUGAGAUCUUGGAGGUUAAACUUCAAAAUAAUACAAAAUUGGAUUCUCCUAUGGAUGGUGAACCCAUGACAGAUGUAAAAAAACCACCUGAAAAAAAUAAUCCAGUGGAGGAACAUCUACUAAAACAGUUGAAUUCUGCUGUUGAGCAAAUCGAUGUAGCUAGAAACAAUAUUUCUACCAUUGAAGAUGUAACCAGCAGUAUUAUAAAACAUUUGACAUCACAGUCUGCUUAUAGAGAAGAUCCAGACACAGAUUCUGAAGAUGAAAUGUACAGUAGUACAGGUGAACCAGUAAAGAAAAAGAAAAAAAACACUCUACAUGAAAAGAAACAAGUUUUGAACGUAUUGAAUACCUUGCAGAGAGUCGUUGGUGAUAAAUGGAUCAUAGAAGUUAUAUUAAAAAGUAAUACCACCUGCGUUCUGAAAAAUCCGACCAUGUACAUUUGCACGAAGGACAAAUCUCGAAAUUCUUGGCACGGCUUGACGGCGUUUUGGAUGCUGGUCGACGACACUUACUGGUAUCCGUCCGAGGAGGUCAAUCCCGAGGAGCACAUCGUCGCCACGACUGUUCUCAGCUUGCCGAAUUUCCUCAACGUGUCCAGCAUCGAGGCGAACGGCACGAUUUUCUGCGAGUUUGACGACAAAUUAUUCCAGACGAGGCUGCCCGUUAUAAGAUUGGACGUGCAGGAUACCGUGAACGGUAGAUGCGCGAUUGAUCUGGAUGAUCCCCAGGAUGCUCCUUUUAGUAUAUUGGCUUUAAAAGCGAUUUCGGUGGACAGAGUCGUUUUACUGCCGGUACAGACGAACUCCAACACCGGAAAACGACUGAUUGAUUUUCUCGACAAGUACAACUUCAAGGAGGUUUGCAAAGUUUGCAUUGUUCGCGACGCCGGUUCGCUGCAGUACUGCCUGAUCGAGGUUCUGCCGGCCGAGGAUACUACGGACAUCAGGCUCUUGAUAUCUGCCAGGUCCGAAGCGCAAUUGUCGGUGGUCGUGCAACUGAUGAUCGAGGCCUUUCCGGAACUGCUCGACGUGGAAAAGCAGCAAGCUUUGGACGAAGCGGCGGAAGCACUCAGAAAGGAGAUGGAACUCUACUUGACGUGCAACGAUACGGUGCAGAUACAGAGGGCUCGGGUCACAACUGACCUUCUUAUACCUUGACUGAUGUUAUAAGCUAUUGAUUAGUUUAAGAAACAAAAAACUUACAAGACUGUGUAAAUAAAAGUUUCAUAUUUUAAGAUUUUUAUAAAAACAAAAAUCAUGUUGAUUAAAAUAAGAAUUGAAGGAAGAAUAAAGCCAAUGAA